Entrophospora candida is the source of this 415-nucleotide messenger RNA. NCBI's taxonomy places the organism in Eukaryota, Fungi, Glomeromycota, Glomeromycetes, Entrophosporales, Entrophosporaceae. The record is from the annotation of a GenBank genome assembly.
UUAUUGAGGAACUCUUCACCUGGUACGUGCGAGCAUUUUAAUGAUUAUAAGUCUAAUUUAUAUUUAAAAAAACGAUUAGACGAAGAAAUGGCAAUUAGCGAAUCUUUGUUGGAUGAAAACGAAGAGCUAAAUGGCCAGUAUUUAAAGUCAAAACUUAAUUCAAACAAUAAACAUAACUUUAUCAAAUUAUUAAGAUUUGUUCAUUGUAAGUCAAAUCAAAAUAAAGAUUGUUUGUUUGAGAACCAUAAAAGAUUUGAUGCUCAAGAUGCUUGCGGGAUCUCACCUGCAAGCGUACCAAUAGAAAUUACAGUGUGUGCAAUUGAAAAGUCAAGUGAUCCAAUUACUGAUUUUUCAAAUUUUGGACCUUUGCUUGCAGAUGCUGUUGCUUUAAAAAUCGGUGCUAUUGGUAAUCUUA